This is a messenger RNA of Dunckerocampus dactyliophorus (ringed pipefish), 1225 nucleotides long. Its product is annotated as MICOS complex subunit Mic10-like. Gene Ontology annotation, cellular component: mitochondrial inner membrane; mitochondrion; MICOS complex. The coding region runs from base 48 to 278 and encodes 76 amino acids. The record is from RefSeq and is a predicted model, not a curated record. The transcript is spliced from 4 exons. NCBI's taxonomy places the organism in Eukaryota, Metazoa, Chordata, Actinopteri, Syngnathiformes, Syngnathidae.
AUAUCAAUCUCUCGCGAUACUUGGGAUGAUCUCGAAGACCCGGAAACAUGGCGGAGGAACACGGGAGAAAGUGGGACCGUUGCCUUGCAGACACCGCUGUGAAAACAGUGACUGGCCUCGGCGUGGGCAUCGUCUUCUCUGUCCUUUUCUUCAAACGACGCACAUGGCCCGUCUCGUUCGGCUCCGGUUUGGGUCUGGGCAUGGCCUGCGCCAACUGCCAGAAUGACUUCAAGUCGCCGUAUUUGAUUCCCGGACGCUUGGUGAAGGACCAGCAGUGAAGGAUUAACGAGGAUGCGGAUUCACCGCACAGGCAUCUGUUUUCCCUUGCCCCGCCACUUUACGUCCAAUCUUGCCCAGCUCAGGGCAGCCAAUGUAUAUUUAAUAAAGUGACUGAGGAGGACUCUCUCUGUCUCUUUGAGAGCAAUGCAACGUGGUUUGGGUGUGGGAGGUGAUAUUGUGUGUUAAUGAGCUCAGAGACUUGAACUCCUGCUGCUUUGGAAUGGAGGCCAGGUUCAGCAUCUGCAGCCCUGUUGGAGAGUGGGAGGAGAAAGACUUUAGGAGAAUAUUAUGAAAUAAAGGGAGAGAAAAAUACUUGCUUCAACAAAAAAAAACAUUAUCCACGCCCCUUCUCGAAACAGAAACAUCCAACAGCCUCAGUGUAUAGUGGUUACAAUGCUCUUCGUUAGUUAUCCUCAUCCUUUAGAAUGAGGGCAAAUUAGUCCUUUUUUCAGGUUUUUGUGACAUUUCCAUGUCAUAAAAAACAAAAUUUGACCCUACAUACAGUAGCUCACAAUUUGUCAAGCAUGUUAUCAAGUCAAAACACCGUGGAACCUCGGUUAGCGGCCGACCCGGUUUGCGUGUUUUUCAGUUCACGUCGAAAAUUUACGCCACCAUCUUCCCUCGGUAUGCAUGCAUUCGCCGGUUAGCGUCCUGUUGUUAAUACACUGCGUGAGUUCACCUGUGUUCUUAAAGGAGAACUGCACUUUUUUUUUGGAACUUUUGCCCAUCAUCCACAAUCCUUAUGUGAGACAUGAACACAUAUAUGUCGUUCUCUUUUCUGUGCGUUCUGAAGGUAGAAAAAACAGAUAAAAAGACGCCGCAAAGAAUGGGAUACGCAUAUUCCACCUAUAAAGCCUUCUGGAAAAAAAAACUACCAAUAUAAGGAGCGCCAUAUAAUGUGACGUGCAUAUUAACCAAGCUACAGCAACAUUGUUACGAAAAGAUA